GCGGCUGCCGUGCUUAUCUUCUCCAUUGAACAUUUCCCCACCUUGAGUGGGCUACCCCCCUAUAAAUACGACCCCUCAUUAGGGCAAAAUUCAUCCUCUGUUCCAUUUCAGUCUCCCCUUCUCUCCGUAGCCAAUCGAAGCUCAUUCUCCUCUCUCAAGAUGCAGAUCUUCGUCAAGACCCUCACCGGCAAGACCAUCACUCUCGAGGUCGAGAGCUCCGACACCAUCGACAACGUCAAGGCCAAGAUCCAGGACAAGGAAGGCAUCCCGCCGGACCAGCAGAGGCUGAUCUUCGCUGGCAAGCAGCUCGAGGAUGGCCGUACCUUGGCCGACUACAACAUCCAGAAGGAGUCCACCCUCCACCUCGUCCUCCGGCUCCGUGGAGGCAUGCAGAUCUUUGUCAAGACUCUCACCGGCAAGACCAUCACGCUUGAGGUCGAGAGCUCCGACACCAUCGACAAUGUGAAAGCUAAGAUCCAGGACAAGGAGGGGAUCCCGCCGGACCAGCAGAGGCUGAUCUUCGCCGGGAAGCAGCUCGAGGAUGGCCGAACCUUGGCCGACUACAACAUCCAGAAGGAGUCAACCCUCCACCUUGUCCUCCGUCUUCGCGGAGGUAUGCAGAUCUUCGUUAAGACCCUCACGGGUAAGACGAUUACCCUCGAGGUGGAGAGCUCCGACACCAUUGACAACGUGAAGGCUAAGAUCCAGGACAAGGAGGGCAUUCCCCCGGACCAGCAGAGGCUGAUCUUCGCCGGGAAGCAGCUCGAGGACGGGAGGACCCUUGCGGACUACAACAUCCAGAAGGAGUCCACCCUCCACCUCGUCCUCCGCCUCCGUGGUGGCAUGCAGAUCUUUGUCAAGACCCUCACCGGGAAGACCAUCACCCUCGAGGUGGAGAGCUCGGACACCAUCGAUAACGUGAAGGCCAAGAUCCAGGACAAGGAGGGCAUCCCUCCGGACCAGCAGAGGCUUAUCUUUGCGGGUAAGCAGCUCGAGGACGGGAGGACCCUUGCGGACUACAACAUCCAGAAGGAGUCCACCCUCCACCUGGUGCUGAGGCUGAGGGGAGGGAUGCAGAUCUUCGUGAAGACCUUGACGGGGAAGACCAUCACCCUGGAGGUGGAGAGCUCGGACACCAUCGACAAUGUCAAGGCUAAGAUCCAGGACAAGGAGGGGAUCCCGCCGGACCAGCAGAGGCUUAUCUUCGCUGGGAAGCAGCUCGAGGACGGGCGCACCCUUGCGGAUUACAACAUUCAGAAGGAAUCGACCCUCCACCUUGUCCUCCGCCUCCGUGGUGGCGAUCUCUGAGCUCGCCGGAGAUGAAAAAAUGCAUGCUUUCAGAUGUUUUCUAAUAAGUUUGUUUGGUUGACAUUACAUUGGAUUUGGUCCAGCAGUGGGCAGAUCCAAUGGAUUGGUUCCGAAGAUGUAAUGCAUCAAUCUGUCGUCUUUUAAUCACAUCACAUGAAUAAAAAAUCAGCUACCUCCGCCAA
This is a messenger RNA of Punica granatum (pomegranate), 1490 nucleotides long. NCBI's taxonomy places the organism in Eukaryota, Viridiplantae, Streptophyta, Magnoliopsida, Myrtales, Lythraceae. The record is from RefSeq and is a predicted model, not a curated record.